Symbiodinium pilosum is the source of this 212-nucleotide messenger RNA. The record is from the annotation of a GenBank genome assembly. NCBI's taxonomy places the organism in Eukaryota, Dinophyceae, Suessiales, Symbiodiniaceae.
GAGAUCCUGGUGGGUGCCAAGUUGGCCUUGGUCCUGUUUGGGGCUGCCUUCCUGCGCUGCGCCAUCUUCAAGGUCUAUGGCGCUGAGUGUGUGGCCAUUUGUUUAUCGAUGCUAGUGAUCGUUUUCUGCUCAACAGCUCUUGGUGCUGCCCUGCCAAUCAUCCUCAACAAGCUAGGCAUAGAUCCCGCGCAUGCCGGCGCCACGAUCCAAGU